AUGCAAUUGCCUGUCGUUUUGGCUGAUAUCGAAAUGGAUCCAGAAGAAUUGGAACAUUUUUCUGCAAAUGCUCAUUUUAAACUAUAUAAAGAAUCAAUGAAAGAUGACGACGAUAUGGAUGAAUGUGAUAGUAGUGCAAUUUUACAGCAACAACCACAGAAAGAAACAUGUGAUGAUGAAUUAAAUGAUAAACAAAGUUGUACAGUUAAAAUAGAAGAAAAUAGCCAUGUUGAAGAAAAUGGAAUUAUUGAACAUGAAGAUUUAGAAUUAGAUGAUGAAGAGGAAGAGGAAGAGAUUUUUUCUCAACCUGACACAAGACUGCCGACUGUUGAAUCUCAAUUGUGUGCACCAUUAAAAUGUCCAUAUUGUGCCGAUGAAUUUGUUCAAUUAAAUGAAUUACAAAUUCAUGCUGCACAAUUGCAUGAAGAUCAUGCCGAAAUUAUCAAUUGUACGCAUUGUAAUGCAACAUUUACAAAUAAGGAUGAUCUUCAACAUCAUUUAUCGAGUCACAUUGCUAGUCAAGUUGCAUGUCAGUUAUGUCAAAAGAUAUUUGCGAAUAUCUACCGUUUACAACGUCAUAUGCUUAGUCAUGAAAUUGAUCCACAAACAAGAAAAUUUAAAUGUAUGCAUUGUUCCAAAGCAUUUAAAUUUAAACAUCAUUUAAAAGAACAUGUGAGAAUACAUACUGGAGAAAAACCGUUCGUGUGUGAUGCAAGAUUUGGCGUUGGACCAGCAGCUUUAGCGGCCGCAUUAGCAGCAGCAGCCGCUGCUGCUGCAAAUGGAAAUCUUUCUCUACCACCGCCAGCAUUCUUAUCGGCAUUUCCGAAUCCAUACAUUCCGAGUUUUUCACAACAACAACUAAUUCAAUAUGCCAGACAUGAUUCAUCAAAAAAAUUGAAUAAUAACAACAACAUAGAUUAUCAAAGAUUAAAUGGACAGUUAUUUCCAGUUUCAUCUUCACCAUCACCAAAAUGUGAUCGAACACUAAAAAAACGUCGACGUUCUGGCUCAAAAUCAUCAUCACCGUCGACAUCACAAUGGGCGUAUUUAUCCACAUCAACACCAAAUACUACUACAAAUACAAGUUCACCUGAAAAUGGUAUCAUGCAUCACUCAAAUGAGAAUCCAUUAGCUUCAUCUUCAACCUCACAUGAUAAUAAUGACACGAAUAAUGUUAAUACUGAAUUAGAAGCUGGCGAAAUUUUGCCAACAAUGACAACCUCCACUACCCCAAUUUAUGAAAGAAAAACAAAAAAUCGUCUACCAGCAUCUGAACAUGAGUUAAAACAGUCAUCAACACUUGAAGUAACAAAUGGUUAUUCAUCUACCUCGUCAACGCCAACCAACUCAUCGACCUCUUCACCAUCAUUCCACAGCUUUUUGCCAGAUAAGCAACAAAUAAACAUGCUGCGUGCCCAUUAUGCUUUGAAUCCAAAUCCAAAUUCAAAUGAAUUACACGAAAUAUCCAAGCGUGUGGGAUUAAGUGAACAACAUGUUCAACAUUGGUUUAAUAUAUUGCAUACAUCCUAUGCAGCUAAUGUUAAUAAUCAUCGAAAUACUAACAACAAUAACUAUCUCAAAUCAAUGCCAGCAACAACGUCAUCAUCUUACAUUCCUCUCUCUCUUCCAACGUUACCAACACCACAACAACAAUCUCAACCAUUACCGUCUCCAUUUAUUCCAUUAGCUUAUUAUCAUUUGAGAGCAUCAUUAUUAGCGGCAGCCGCCAAUGCACAAACCUCUUCACCUACUGUAUCAUCGUCUUAUUCUUUAACAAAAGCCAAACCAGUACUGGCACCACCACCGCAACGAGAACAAACCGAACCGUUAGAUUUAACUGUUAAAAAACAAAUUGCACGAUUAUCAUCAACAUCAUCAUGUUUAACUUCAAAAAGUAACAGUGAUUCUUUAUAUUUAAAGACGAAUGGAACGACAAAUGCUAAAACAAACCACAAAAUAAAUACAGAACAUUUUGCUGCGUUACACAUGUCAACUCCACUUCAAAAUCAUUCAAUUACUAAUACAAACAAUGAAUUAUCAUUUAAAUGGUUUGAUAAUAAUAAUGUGAAUAACGGAAAUAAACUUGAAUGGAUUAAGCGCGACUCAUCUAGUCCAGACAGUAUGAAUUAUUCGUCUGACAGUAUAUCAAACGAUGAAUCAUCGAUGUGUGGUGGUGGACAAUCGCUAUCGUCUCGAAAAAGAAAAUCAUGGAAAAAUCAUAUGACGGGUGAUAUGUAUGCGUGUGAUUUGUGUGAUAAAAUGUUUAGUAAACAAAGUUCAUUAGCCAGACAUAAAUAUGAACAUUCAGGUGUUCGACCAUUUAUUUGUGAUGUUUGUCAAAAAGCUUUUAAACAUAAACAUCAUUUAGCUGAACAUCGUAGAUUACACACUGGCGAAAAACCAUUUCAAUGUUCAAAAUGUUUCAAACGUUUUAGUCAUUCAGGUUCCUACAGUCAACAUAUGAACCAUCGUUAUAAAUAUUGUCGUCCGUAUCAAAUUGAAGCAACAUUAGAGAAAUCUGAUUCGAAAAAUAUUAAUCUAACUGAUACUGUUAAUGACGAUGAAUAUACACAAACAACAACAGCGUCCGACUUUUCUAAUCAUCAUCUUGGUACUAACACCAAUAAUAAUUAA
Molecule: messenger RNA, 2634 nt
Organism: Didymodactylos carnosus
Lineage: Eukaryota; Metazoa; Rotifera; Eurotatoria; Philodinida; Philodinidae
Source: the annotation of a GenBank genome assembly